CCCGCCACAGCCGCCCGCGACGCCCCCGCGCGCUAGAGGGCGGGGCCGCCGCAGCGGUGCGCGGCUCGGAGGGGGCGCUCGCCGGGCGGGGCUCGCGAUGGCGGUGACGGAGUUCCAGAGGGCGUCCUCGGCGGUGGAGGUGCUGGAGGCAUUGGUGCUGGACUUGGCCGGGCCGUCGGGCCUGGGAGAGGAGCCCCCGCCCUCGCUGCCGGCGUUCGGUUUCAGCCCGAAGCCGCGGACGGAGGUGCCCAGCGACGGAGACUGGGUCGUGGUGGUGGGCAUGGAGAGCGCCAGCGAAGGCGUGGUGUCCCACGAGCAGCGGGCCAAGUUCCACGAGGCGGAACGCCUCCUGGCCGAGCUGCAGCCCCUGGAGGCGCGGUUGCGCCGCAAGGUGGAGGUGCGGGCCCGCGCCGAGGAUGCCCGCGCGCGCCUGCUGGCGGUGCUGCCCCCCGGGGCGCUGGCGGCGCACCCCGACGCGCUGCGGGCGGCACAGGACAUGAUCGCCGAUGGCGCGCCGGCCCCGGAGGGGUUGGCCGCGCUGGCCGAGGAAGCUGCUAGCCUGGACGCGGCGGCGAUCUACGGCGCCAAAAUGGUCGAGAAGGCCGACGGCCUGCUCCAGCGCGUGCAGUGCAUACGCAGCUGCUUCCGGGCUCAGGUGGUGCCGCGGCUGGGUGUGGCGGUGGCCAGCGCGGACGUGGAGGAGGCCGAGCGCAGCGCCGCGGCGGCGGCUGCCGCGGAGGCGCUGGAGCGCCAGGCGAGCGAGGCGGCCCGGAAGCUGGCCGCGGAGCUGCUGGCCACGAGCGAGCAGAAGCUCAGACAGCAGAGCGAGGACAAGGUUGGGCCCGACUGGUGUUGCGUGCACCAGCCCUCCCUCCUGGUCCCGGGGUCGCGGGGCUUCGCGCCGAAGCUCGGCGCUAGCAUGUUCAGCUAGGGCCGCCGAGGUGAGAGCCGCGGCGCUGGGUGCCCUUCCGCUGGGCCGGCGGGGUGGAGCCGCGGAGGCAGGCGGUGUGGGAUGGACUAUGUCUGCUAGAGAUGUUGGAUCUGGAGAACGAGUGGUCUUUUUUGUCUCGGCUUCGCUGAUGGCGUCUUUGCAUGUCGCUAUUGCGUAAUAGGAUUUAUCCCGCCAGUGCGGCGUUCGUCUCAGUAUUUGUUUGCGUCCGCCCCGCCCCACAUCUGUGGGCCGUGCGGCCCUUGGCUUGUACAUAGGAUUGUCCGGGGCGGUUCCAGCAGACUCGCGGCGCGCGUAAGAAGCUCAAUCAGUCGAGAAA
Prorocentrum cordatum is the source of this 1268-nucleotide messenger RNA. The record is from the annotation of a GenBank genome assembly. NCBI's taxonomy places the organism in Eukaryota, Dinophyceae, Prorocentrales, Prorocentraceae.